This is a messenger RNA of Penaeus vannamei (Pacific white shrimp), 2760 nucleotides long. The record is from RefSeq and is a predicted model, not a curated record. NCBI's taxonomy places the organism in Eukaryota, Metazoa, Arthropoda, Malacostraca, Decapoda, Penaeidae.
GCAUCUUGACCGACAUCACGAACACCUUCCACAUGACCGAGUCGCAGUCGGGGCUACUGCAAACGGCGUUCGUGCUCGUGUACAUGAUCAUGGCUCCUGUCUUCGGCUACCUGGGCGACCGGUUCUCCAGGAAGUACCUCAUGGCCGUCGGUAUCUUCUUCUGGUGCCUGGCGACGCUGGUGGGGUCGUUCAUGCCGAACUACCUGCUGUUCCUCCUGUUCCGUUGUUUUGUGGGUGUGGGGGAGGCAAGCUACUCCACCAUAGCACCAACAAUCAUCUCCGAUCUCUUUGUGAAGGACUUGAGAUCGAAGAUGUUGGCAGUUUUCUACUUCGCUAUCCCUGUUGGAAGUGGUUUGGGCUACAUCAUUGGUGCUGAAGUGACCAACCUCCUGUCAGACAGCCACGGGUCGGAAGCGUGGCGUUGGGGUCUAAGGGUGACUCCAGUCAUGGGCUUCCUGGCCCUGUUCCUGAUCUUGUGUUGCCUGGAGGAGCCCCCUCGAGGAGAGAGCGAAGGAGGCCAGCACCUCCAGUCCACCUCCUUCCUAGAGGAUCUCGGAUAUCUCUUCACCAACAAGAGCUUUAUCCUGUCAACCCUGGCCUUCACCUGUGUGACGUUUGUUGCUGGGGCCUUAGCGUGGUGGGGUCCAUUCUUCACUGAGCUCGGGGUCAGAAUCCAAGAUCAUCCCAAUGCCAAGGAGAAUGAUGUUGCCUUUGUAUUUGGAGCCAUUGCCAUGACUGCUGGUUUGAUUGGUGUCCCGCUCGGCUCCUUCACUGGCCAGAAACUCCGAAUCAAAUUCCCAUUCGCUGACCCAUUGGUGUGUGGCGUGGGGCUCCUCAUCUCAGUCCCGCUCAUCAUUGGCGCGAUGGUCUUGGCUGAAUUCAACACAGUUGUCUCCUAUGUUGUGGUGUUCUUCGGACAAGUCUUCCUCAACCUCAACUGGGCCGUUGUAUCAGACAUUGUCCUGUAUAUUGUGAUUCCCACAAGGAGAUCCUCGGCAGAAGCAUUCCAGAUUUUGUUCUCGCAUGCGUUAGGAGAUGCUGGCAGUCCAUAUCUCAUUGGUGUUGUUGCAGAAUCAUUGCAGCCAUAUAUUACCCCUCGCAACACUACCACAAAUACCACUAUGGAGCCUCCAUCCACCACAACACUAGAUUAUUUCAACUCUACAGAGGCCACCAUCACCACUACUGCAGCGCCUGAAGUUGAUGACUAUGUGAAGUUCAAGGCACUGCAGUACUCUAUGUUCCUGUGCGCUGUCAUCAACAUACUUGGUGCUAUCUUCUUCUUCUUGAACUCUUGCUUCAUUCGGAAAGAUAAGGAGAAGUGUGACCAGAUCAUUGCAGAUAACUCGGAACCCAAAUCACAGAAGACGGAUUCCAACGGCCAAUUAGUUGCUUCGGUCAGUGUGAUCCAAAGCACGACGCUCGUGGUCGACGAGUCCCAGAAGUGCUGAAGGACGUCUUGACAACAGAUUCCUUUCUUUUAGGUUGAUUAAUGUAAAGAAUGGUGACUAUUGAUUUAAGGGAAGUGUUUGCAUCCGGCUGGCUGUAGCAUCUUUCACCUCAGGGCAUUUCAGAGGUCAUAAUUAAUUUUCAUUUCAUUCCUCUUCCUCUUUCGAAAAAGAUAUAUAUACACAGAUAUACAUGUGUUUUUAUAUAAAUUGUGUGUGUGUGUGUGUUUGUCUGUCUGUCUGUCUGUCUGUCUGUCUGUCUGUCUGUCUGUCUGUCUGUCUGUCUGUCUGUCUGUCUGCGUCGUAAGGCCGAUAACUGGUUACAAACCGUUCUGAUUGGUCAACUAGUUACCCGCUGCGAUAACUGAAGCCUCCAGCCAAUCACCAACUGCGGUGCAUCAUCAAUCAUCCUGUCAUUAACGUGAUGGCUCAAAACGCUAGUCAAUCAGUGGAAAUAAAAUGGCCUUCGAGUCCAUUAGAGUCAGAUGAUAAAUUACUCUUAGAUUUAUGAAGUUGAAAUGCAUUGCCUCCUUUCUUUUUCACUUUGUUUCUCGUACAUCCAUAGACCGUGGAAUUAGAUACUUCACGGUAGCGCUAAAUUAUUAAGCCGGCUGCCACUUAAGUAUUCACUUGCGGCAUAAGCGCGUGGCAUUUCUACGACACCAUCUUUUAAGGAGAAAGUGCAAGUGACUUAUACAACGAACGCGAGUGGACAUAAUACUAAGUGACCGUUAAUGACACCAUACGGCUUUGCCUCACCCUAAAUAGUCCCAGUGGACUACUUAAGAAUGAGGUUAAUUUCGGUGAAGAACCACCUCCUGUUAUUUCACAGUUGUUUAAUGUGUUCAUGUUAGCAGCUUUCACAGUUCCUUUUUUAGAUCGUAAAUUAUUUUGAUAUGCAUCCAUUGAACUAUUCGUGGAUCAGCAUAGAUAGAUUGAUUUUACUGAAACAACUUUGAUAAAAAUACUAUAGUUAUGGCUAUGCUUUACGUUGAUCACGAAAUUACGCAUUGUGUAUUGUGUAGAAAACCAAUCUGUUCAUGGAUUUAAUUUUUAUAUUCGAACUUGAUGUAAGAACAGUAUUCAUGAUACUAUUUAUACCUUAACUUAACUGUUGUUAUAGCGAGCUUGGUAUUUUAUUAUGUUUUUAAGAGUAUGCUUAAUAUAUUAACCAAGCCCAAAACUUGUCAGGGAUUACAUUAUUGUAUAGUCAGUAAUUCCAUUUGUUUUUAUGUUGUCUUCAGUAUUGCCAUUAUCCGUUUUGCUUAAACUAUGUUAUCUUUUUUAUGACAAGACUAAGCCUAUUUUUAUG